Molecule: messenger RNA, 2667 nt
Organism: Megachile rotundata (alfalfa leafcutting bee)
Lineage: Eukaryota; Metazoa; Arthropoda; Insecta; Hymenoptera; Megachilidae
Product: sorting nexin-8
Biological process (GO): early endosome to Golgi transport; intracellular protein transport
Cellular component (GO): early endosome membrane
Molecular function (GO): protein binding; phosphatidylinositol binding
Source: RefSeq, a predicted model, not a curated record
AAUCGCGUUAGUCGUCAGUUUUGCGCCACACGGCAAUGGCGUAUGGUGUUAGUGAUUUCGUAUCAUCAUUCAUACCCUGCCGACAGAUGAUAUUGUGGUCUUUUCAAAACGAACAACGCGAGUGCACUUAAAUCGUUACUCGAAAGAUUAUUGCGUAUGUGACUAAUUUAAAAAAAACUGUGGUGCAACGAUCUCACAGGAUCCUGGAUGAUCUACAAGUGAUCCAAUAUGGCGUCGACCGAUCUGUCGUUCGAUCUCUUCCUAGUAUCACAAUACUAGACACACUGUUAAUAUCAUUUACAUUUACCAUUUGAGGUUAGUUUACGCAAUAACGGUUUACGUAAAUGUCCCACGGUUUUCCCCCAAGAUUGACCUUCACGUCAAUCUUUUUUAUUUUCGUGAAAAGUGACACUCGGUAACUUCUCGCGAAGUGAUGUACUUUUAUUUUGCUUUUCGUCGCCGUAACCAACCAGGCUGCAUACCAGCGUUCUACAGAGAAGUCUACGAGAAGAUCUGCUCUCCCACGAGUGGAAAUGUGGAACGAGAGGUGUUUAAAUCCCUUCUUGUCAAGUCCCAGCUGAGCAGCUCUGUUCUCAGCCAGAUAUGGGAGCUGGUAGACAGCAAGAUGGGUUACCUAACCAGAAGUGGACUGUACAAGGGUCUUGCCCUAGUCGCUUUUGCUCAGCAAGGCAAACACCCGAGUGACAAACUUUUGGAGAACUCUGAAUCUCAAGAAUUACCAGUUCCUGUACUGGGUGAUCUAUCUGAAGUUACACUUUUGGCUCAAAGGCUCCACAAAAGUAGCAAUCCUGCUAAACUGAAUCUCACUUAUUCAGAUAUAUGUAAUUUGGACACAAUAGAAGUUAAUUUGGUGCCUGAGAAGAAAGGAAUUUUUCUAAAACACGUGGAAUACCAAGUAACAAGCAAGAGAUUUAAUUCCAUCGUUUAUAGACGUUACAAUGAUUUCGUAUCGUUACACGAACUUCUUCUGGCAAGAUUUCCAUACAGGUUGAUACCGAAGUUACCACCGAAGAAAAUUGUUGGAGCGGAUUCUCAAUUUCUGGAAGAAAGGAGAAGAUCCCUUUUAAGAUUUCUCACCGUAAUCGCUCGCCAUCCUGUAGUGAGCAAAGACCAUAUCGUACAGUUCUUCUUCACGUACACCGGCGAAGAAACCCAACACAAAAUUCGCGAGGUAUUCAGGCGAAUACCGGACGAAUUUGCGACCUCGGAGUUAUCCUCGAGAGCGAAGGAAUUAGUGCCGCCGGAAACCCUAACCGAAUUCGCGAACAGCCGGGACCAAAUCAGAGUGAUACUUCUUGGGAUCUCUCGGCUGAAAAACAUUGCUGAUUGCCUAGCAAUUAGAUCGCACAGCUACGCAGUAGACAUGGCGGAAUUAGGCACGCAGUUAAGCAAUUUAGCCUCGGAACCACAUGGUACCACCACUUGGGCCAGUGGUGGUUCUACCGUUUGGCAAGAAAUGAAGAAGGGUUUCCACAUUAUUUCAAAAGAAUUUAAUCUACUUUCCACGAGAGCUCUUCAGCAAGCAGUGAGAGAAGAAACUAUGGUAUGUGAAAGGCUGAAUCUUCUUCUGGAUGUCUUAGUAGCGCAUAGAAUAUUAUGUGAGAGGCACGAGCGCGGAGUUAGUGCUGAUCAUCAGCGUGCAUUGUCUACUAUGUUAUCCUUAAAGAAGCGGCAAAUGCAAGGAGUGAUUCGAGGCACUGAUAGUGAUACGGUUGAGUACCUGGAAAAUAAGAUGGUCGCUCAAGAAUCGGUGAUCGCCAAUGUUGAACUGCGAAAUUGCUUCUCAUUACAUUGUUUACACAUGGAGACACAACUCGUUCAUGCACAUUUAGAAAUACUCGCUACGGUUUUACAGAGUCUUGUAAAUGUGCAGAUUCGGGGACAUUCUGAGCUUGCUGAAGUGUGGAAGUUAAUAGAACCAACGAUUAUGAAAUGUUUACCAGAGAAAUCAACGAGUGGUUCAAAUGGAAUUUCAUAGCGAAGAGAAUGUGUUUACCGUCGAACACUUACCUGCUACAUAAAUUUGACUUUUAGAUAGAUCUUGAAGUAAUGUCAAGGUAAGACUUGCUUUAAUAAGAUGGUUGUUUGAAAGAAAAGACUUUCAAAGUGAUUUUAAUAUAUGACUUCAAAGCAUUCGUAUCGUAAUAAGAAAGCAUCGAAUAUAUCCGAACAUGAUACUAAAUAUAUUACAUGUAAUCGUAAUAAAUGCUAAUAAUUUUCUAAAGUCAGGUGCAAUAAAUAUUACCUACACUAAAGUGUAGACGCGGGAUAUUGUAUAUGCUAUUAUACCAUGAACAUAUACAAUUUCAAGACUUUUAAGACAUUCCUUGUUGUGUACUUAAUAUAUUUUAUGAGUUGAUUGGUACUCGCGAAUCAGAUGAUUAUAUCAUGUUGUACAUAUAUAUAAUAAGUUACACUAUCUUUUGUAAAGUAAUUGCACAAUACAUAAAAAAUAUCUGUAUAAAAACUGCAAACAAUUGUAAAUAAUUUGUUUACCAAGAUACUAUGUUUUUAUAUGAGUCAGAAGUCUGAAGAGUGUUAACAUAAUUUCCAUAUGCCAUGUUGAUCGUGGAUACUUUGAAUAUUUUAUAUACAUUUAUAUAUGAUACUCGAUUUUGUAUAAUAAUAACAAAAUAUAUGUUGUUA